GCGCGAGCGAUCUCGACUUUCAUUCCUCAACUUGCAUUGUUCAACCAAACCGUAGGGUAACAGGGAACAUUCUCAAUCCUCUCGCAAUUAUCCCGCCCCAUUCUCCAAAUUUUGCCAAUAUUUAUUACGCUUGCACUCGGGAGUGCACACGGACCUUCAUUUCAUCUGAAAUCGUCACUGUCGCUGUGGGCACACGUCAGACACCGACUUGAAUACGGAGCUAUCUGUAUAACGCAAACAUAUCAACGACCGACCAACAAACUCACACCACACAUGUCCCCUUCCCUCCUCCCCCGGUGGGUGGAGCAAGCGACUACCUUAUCUGCAAGCCCCCUGGCGCAACGAGGGCUCGUGGAGGAUGAUCCCCUCAGGUUCUCCCAUGGCUUAACUGGCGUCGACCAGAUAGGAAACUACCUCUGGGUGAAGGUUAUAGGGCUAUGCUUCGCCGCAAUAUGCGCCGGUACCCUACUCUUUAGCAUCUCCAACAGGGUUUAUCGGCAUAUUCGACAUUUAACCGCUUUGGGGAAUCCGCAGAAUCAAGGCUAUUUCGCUGUGAACAGGACGUCGUUUUGGCCGUGGAUUGAGAGGCACAUCUUCGCGGCUCCGCUGUUCAACAGGCGGCACAACCGAUCGUUCCAGCUUUCGACCGCUAUUGAUAAUGGAACCCUGCCCGGUCGCUGGCACACCAUUAUCCUGACCGUCUACGUCAUGAGCAAUGUUGCAUAUUGCUUGGCACUUCCUUGGGGUAGGCCUGAAUCCGCGUCCGUGGUAGCAGCGCUUCGUGGCCGAUCUGGGACAUUAUCAGCCCUCAACCUUAUCCCUACUGUCCUCUUCGCUCUCCGCAACAACCCUCUUAUCCCCUUGUUGCAAGUCAGCUACGACGACUUCAACCUAAUGCACCGCUGGGCAGCUCGAAUCACCAUCGUGGAGGCCCUCAUCCACACACUUGCCUGGUUCUUUAACGCCAAAUCAGGGGGAGGACUACAUGCGGUUGCAGCGGAGCUUCGCACCCAACCAUCGUAUUCCUGGGGCAUGGUAGGAACCGUCGCCUUCCUCUUCCUGUUCCUCCAGUCUAUGGCACCCAUCCGCCACGCCUUCUACGAGACCUUUCUCAACGUUCACAAAGUCGUCGUCAUGUUCGCACUGAUCGGCACCUUCCUCCAUCUCCAGAAACACCAUCUCCCCCAGCUGCCCUGGAUGCAGAUCAUCUUCGCAUUGUGGGGUCUUGAGUACUUUUGCCGCGUCGGCCGCAUCAUCUACUUCAACUUCAAGCCUGGUAAAGUCACUAAGAUGACCAUCGAAGCCAUGCCUGGUGAAGCCGUGCGCAUCACCUGCAACAUGCAGCAAUCCUGGACUCCACAGCCAGGCUGCCAUGUACAUAUGUAUCUCCCGGGGUUAUCUUGGUGGUCCUCACAUCCAUUUUCAGUAGCCUGGAGUCGGAACCAAAACCUCCCGCCCACUACCCCGAAAGAAAAGCAACUCUCGCUACCCAUGUCUUCGAAAGAUUUAGUAUCUCCACCACAGGCCCCGGCAAAGAGCAAACAAAUCAGCCUCAUCUGCCGUGCGCGCACAGGCAUGACACGCAAAAUGUACGAACGCGCCUGCAAAUCCAAAAACGAGACCUACACCACCUGGGGCAUGUUAGAGGGUCCUUAUGGUGGCCAAAAUAGUCUUGAUUCCUACGGCACCGUCGUCCUCUUCGCAGGCGGCGUUGGUAUCACCCACCAAGUUAUGUACGUCAAGCAUCUCAUCCGCGGGUUCCACGAGCGUACCACGGCAACCCAGAAGAUCCUGCUCGUCUGGACGGUGCCGGAUUCAGAGUGCCUCGAGUGGGUACGGCCGUGGAUGGACGAGAUUCUAAGGAUGCCGGGGAGGAAGAAGGUGUUGCGCGUCAUGCUGUUUAUUACGAGACCAAAGCGAGCGCUGCAGAAUACGAGUGAUACAGUGAAGAUGAUCCCUGGGAGGUGCAAUGCGGAAACAAUUUUAGGGACGGAGAUGGAGAGUAGGGUGGGUGCAAUGGCGGUUACGGUUUGUGCAAGUGGAGCGUUUUCAGAUGAUGUGCGAGCGGCAACUAGGAGGAGGAUGGAGACGGGGGUUGUAGAUUUUAUCGAGGAGGCGUUUACUUAUUGAGGGGGUUUUCUGACUUCAACUACACAUGGUGGUGUGGGAGGAGGGGAGCACAGCUUUUUUCUGGGUAAGCCUGCCACGUCUACGUUCACUUAUGCCUUUGUUGCAUACCCACCCACAAGUACAAUCCCCAACAAGCAUUGCAUUGCGU
Messenger RNA from Lindgomyces ingoldianus, 2278 nucleotides. RefSeq names its product ferric reductase. The coding region runs from base 274 to 2130 and encodes 618 amino acids. Lineage: Eukaryota; Fungi; Ascomycota; Dothideomycetes; Pleosporales; Lindgomycetaceae. The transcript has a single exon. Gene Ontology annotation, molecular function: ferric-chelate reductase activity. Gene Ontology annotation, cellular component: plasma membrane. The record is from RefSeq and is a predicted model, not a curated record. Gene Ontology annotation, biological process: copper ion import; iron ion transport; intracellular iron ion homeostasis.